AUGACGGCGAAACGACUCAUCGGAAGAACGGCGAUUCCCUGUAUUGCCAUUCUCGUUAUCAUCUAUCUGGCCUUUCCAAAGAGCUGGUUCCAACAGGAAGGGAAAUACGAGAAACGAUCUGUGGAGUGGUUUACAUACGAUGACCCUUCCGAUCAGCCAGUUGCUUCAUUCUUCGAUAUUCUUCCAUCCAACGCGUCCCCGAAACCCUCGAGCUCCGGCAAGCCAGAGCACUCGCGGCCGACCGACACUCUCAUUGAUAAAUUUGACUUUAACAAGCCUGUUGAACUACAGUUUGAAUGGGCAAGCGUCAAUCAAAAUUUCACUGCCGAAGCCACCCGAUUUCUUCGACUUAUUCAAAGCUCAAAACCUCUAUGCCCAAAUAUGCUGACAAUCAGUGAUCUAGAGUUCAAAGUCUGCAAUGUAAUGCUGAGCAAUUUCCCGGUGUACAGCUUCAACAUCGAUCAGAAAGAUCCCGCGGAUCUUCAAAUAUUCGGACAUAAUCCCAACGCCCAAUUGCCAGUACCAGAUGCUUCUCACUUUUCGUUCGAGAUGGUCGCUUUGGACAACGUCGACUCUGCCAAAGCGAAGAAUCGCCGCUGGAGUAGGAAUACUUUCGCUACUUUGCGCAAAAAGCACAAUCACAACAUUAUCAGCCUUGUGAUUUUAUCGAUGAAUUCUGCCGAGUGGAAGAUCCUGCGAAAUGUGCUCGAGACAGGGGAAGUUAAUCGUAUCGCGCAGCUCGUUGUUCAGCUGCAUCUUUCUUGGGCUGGCUUUGGCGUCUCCGGAGAUGAUGCUCAAGUAGUGCACAACUGGACAGAAGUCGUCAGUGGACUGGCGAAAGCGGGCUUUACGUUGAUACACUCCGCUGAAUUGCCAGGUCCAAAGAUGUUUCUUGGUCAAACAGAUACAUUCAACUCGUCUAGCCGAUACUAUCUGACGUUUUUGAGGAAAGACCUUUUAGAUUCUUCUGUUAGCCUUUAA
This is a messenger RNA of Oikopleura dioica, 981 nucleotides long. Lineage: Eukaryota; Metazoa; Chordata; Appendicularia; Copelata; Oikopleuridae. The record is from the annotation of a GenBank genome assembly.